UUCCCCCAGUUAAAUAUAUUUUUAACAGGAAUGUGAAAUGGGAAUAGGAAGAUAAGCCUCUACUGUAUAGAAAAAAACGGAAUAGUUCACAUUAAAAGAGGUGCAUUUAGCUAUAAUUCAAAAAGUCUUGUGAUAAUGAGAGUUUUAUAUUGUUUUAAGCAUGAAAAAACCUAUGUGUGCUGUAAGAAAUAGGGCUUAACUUUGUCAAAUCAAUGAACUACCUCAAUGGCAGGGUGUCUUUUCUGUUGAAAAAUGAAAUAAUAUGCUGGAGAAUUGUAUGGCUACAUUGCUGUAGAAGUGUAGAAUUGUCUCUUUCACAGUUUUCUAUUUGCAUCAUCUUGGCAGGAAAUGCAUGUUCAGUGAUCGUCAUAUUUUUUUUUCUUCUUCAUUUGAAUGAACUGCUAGGGUUGAGCAAUGGACCAUGCACGGACAAUUUACCACACAUUUAUUUAGUCGUUUUCAUGGUUGUUUUCAUGAACAUUUUUAACAUUUUAUUUACAUAUUGCAUUGCGUAUGCCCUACUUAGUGGCUUAUUGCAUGAAAAAGAAUCAUUGAAGAUGAACACAGAGGAAAAACAAGAGCUCAAGUCAUCACAAGAUGAAAUGAUGGACGUUAGCAGCGCCGUGACAGAUGAGAGGCCACGGGCAGAGGAGGUGGAGAGAGGAGAAGGGGCAGGGGAGAGACAGGGAGAGGAAGAGGAGGCCCCAGGGAAGACCUCAGAGAGUGGAAUAGAGUACUCAGAACCCACAGGAAACGAGGGAAUGACAGAUGGGGUUCCUGUGAAAACUGAGAAUGAAGAGUAUGACGACAAUGACGAUCAGUACCCCAAGAGUGAAGAAGGUGAACGAGACAAUUACCUUUAUGAAGAAGAGGAAGAGGAGGAGAAGGAAAGGGAUGAGGAAGACGAAGGAGAAGGGGAAGGGGAGGAAGAGGGGGAAGCCGUUAACGAACCACAGGACCUGUCUCUGGCAGAUUAUGUAAAGUAUGAGAGCACAGGCCCGCAGGACGCCCACACCGACUCCUCGCCGUACGCAGCAGAACCCCGCAGCCAGGCAGCAGGCAAGCUCAACUGUGACAUCUGUGGCCUGUCGUGCGUCAGCAUCAAUGUGCUGCUCGUGCACAAGCGAAGCCACACCGGUGAACGUCCGUUCCACUGCAGCCAGUGUGGCGCCUCCUUCACCCAGAAGGGAAACCUGCUUCGCCACAUCAAACUGCACUCCGGGGAGAAGCCCUUCAAGUGCCCGAUGUGCAGCUACGCCUGCCGCAGGCGAGACGCCCUCAGCGGACACCUGCGCACACACUCAAUAGAGAAGCCCUACAAGUGCAACCACUGCGGUCGCAGUUACAAGCAGCGCAGCUCCCUUGAAGAGCACAGAGAGAGGUGCCAUGUGUACAUCCAGAACAAAGGCAACGCUGAGAGAGCCGGUGAGGACACCCACGUGUCCAGGACUACUCACAUGGGCACGGAGCGCGCUCUGCUACUGGACAGAUUGGCGAGCAACGUGGCCAAACGCAAGAGCUCUAUGCCACAGAAGUUCACUGGGGACAACGGCGUGUGUCUGGACCUGAGCUUCAACAGGGAGCUGAUCCACCGCUCUGACGUCAUGGACCCUCCGCUCACCUCCCCAGGAUCCGAGAACCACCACAGCCACCAGCCCCUCUACACAGGCCAGGACCCUGACUCUGCCUCCCCCCACAGGGCCUACCCCAUCCCCCUGAGCCGCGCUGACAUGAGCCCCCUGGCCCUCACCAAUGGUCACAAGCUGGAGCAGCAGCAGAGCACUGGUCUCGCCUACCUGCCCCGGCCCAGCCAGGGCCACCCUAGCAUGGACACACUCCACGCCGAUCGGGCCCAGCUCUCCCAGCCUCUCAUCUACAGCCUGGGCCACCUGCUGGGGCCCAGUCCCCACAACAGCCUCCCACGCCCCCAUAGCCAGGCUCACGCGCUCCCCAUGCCCCCCAUAGAGGCUCUGAGGGUGGUAAGGAGCGAGGGGGAGGUAGGGGUUGGGGUAGGUACAGGAGCGGGGGCGGUGUACCCCUGCGGUCACUGCAGGGUGUGGUUUCUGGACUACGUCAUGUUCACCAUCCACAUGGGCUGCCACGGCUUCCGUGACCCACUGGAGUGCAAUGUAUGUGGCCACCGCAGCCGGGACCGCUAUGAGUUCUCCUCACACAUUGUGCGCGGCGAGCACCGCCUGGAGUUGAAGUAGUAUAGACACAUUUGAACGUGAACACACACAUACACCCAUACAUGUAGUCAGACUCCUAAACGGAAUAAUGCAUACACAUCUAUACACUUACACACACGAAUUGUGUACAAACAUUACAUACACACAAAAAUGAUCUCAGGGACUUUCCUUUUUGUUUUUAAUUAGCACCAGUAUUACCACACACACACACACACACACACACACACACACACACACACACACACACACACACACACACACACACACACACACACACACACACACACACACACACACACACACACACACACACAAGGAAAUGUAGCAUUUCAGUAAUGUAGCAUUUAAAAUGUUUUGUAGAGGAUAAUCAUGCUUGACUCAAGUGCCAACAUUUAUUUAUGACAAAUAACAGUGUCAAAAGUAAAAGAAAUCAGGAUUAUCUGAAAGAUAAUCAUUUGAUCAAUAGUUAUUUUUCUAUCUAUGUUUUAUGUGGGACUACAUUUUAUUCUACUUCACUAAGCCGCGGAAUAACUUUUCUACAGAAAUAUGUGUGUUCUUCAUCUUAUCUUUGGUGACUAUUCAACAGAAGUGUCAAUAUAAAGGGGGUAAUCGGCAUUACCUUUGCCGUGCCUGCUGCUUUUAGGUUGGGAUAUACUACAGUGUGUCCAAAUAUCCUCUGUAUGUGCAGCAGUAGCAGUAGGACAUAUAGUACUGAGUACAUUUUACGUUCACUGUAAAGCUGACUGACAGACUCUGCUGUACAUUUUGUUUUCCUUGUAAACUACUGAGGUUCAAAAA
Oncorhynchus gorbuscha (pink salmon) is the source of this 2987-nucleotide messenger RNA. RefSeq names its product zinc finger protein Aiolos-like. Bases 213 to 2210 code for a protein of 665 amino acids. Gene Ontology annotation, biological process: regulation of transcription by RNA polymerase II. Lineage: Eukaryota; Metazoa; Chordata; Actinopteri; Salmoniformes; Salmonidae. The transcript is spliced from 8 exons. Gene Ontology annotation, molecular function: RNA polymerase II cis-regulatory region sequence-specific DNA binding; DNA-binding transcription factor activity. The record is from RefSeq and is a predicted model, not a curated record.